Messenger RNA from Talpa occidentalis (Iberian mole), 6150 nucleotides. It is a transcript of the gene RGS7BP, whose product is annotated as regulator of G protein signaling 7 binding protein. Gene Ontology annotation, cellular component: nucleus; postsynapse; neuron projection. Lineage: Eukaryota; Metazoa; Chordata; Mammalia; Eulipotyphla; Talpidae. The record is from RefSeq and is a predicted model, not a curated record. Gene Ontology annotation, biological process: G protein-coupled receptor signaling pathway. The transcript has 6 exons. The coding region runs from base 402 to 1175 and encodes 257 amino acids.
AGCGCAGGCUUUGAAAGCUGCUCCCCCAUCUGAAUGGAAACUCGGUACCGCCGGGCGGCGCGUUCCUUCUCGCCCAGGGCUGCAAUUCAUGCCAACGGAAAGGUGGUGCGAGCCCGCGCCAGUGCCCAGCUCCCGGGACAGGGCCGGCAAUGCUGCUGAGCAGAACUUGAACGAGCCCCUUCCUCGCUGCUAGUGGAAGCAAUGCUGCACGGCACGGCCAACGCUUCCUCGGCUCUCCUUCAAGCUGAAGGUUACCCACGCGCGCAGGCAGCCCCAAGCCUGUGAGCGCCGCGCCUCGGGUCCCGGCUCUGGUUACUUGGCGGCGGCGCGCAGGGCAAAGACCGGGCCGCCCGCGCCGGGGCGCACUGCACCAGUGGCUUUGGCUUGGUGGAUGUGUAUGCAUGAGUUCUGCACCGAAUGGGCGCAAAAAGCGCCCCAGCCGGUCCACCCGCUCCUCGAUCUUCCAAAUCAGCAAGCCUCCCCUGCAGAGCGGGGAUUGGGAGCGCAGGGGCAGCGGCUCGGAAAACACCUACAAAACCCAAAGAGCCCUGGACGACUGCAAGAUGCUUGUCCAAGAGUUCAACACGCAAGUGGCUCUGUACCGAGAGCUGGUCAUUUCCAUUGGGGAUGUCUCGGUUAGCUGCCCCUCACUCCGGGCGGAAAUGCACAAGACGAGGACCAAAGGCUGUGAAAUGGCCCGGCAGGCACACCAAAAACUCGCUGCCAUCUCAGGCCCAGAAGAUGGUGAGAUCCAUCCAGAAAUAUGUCGACUUUAUAUCCAGCUGCAGUGCUGCUUAGAAAUGUACACUACAGAGAUGCUAAAAUCCAUAUGUCUACUGGGGUCUCUUCAGUUUCAUCGAAAAGGAAAGGAACCUGUCGGGGGAACCAAGGGUUUGGAUUGCAAAAUUGAGGAGAGUGCUGAACUGCCUGCUGUAGAGGACUCCUCAUCAUCCCCUGUAGAUAUUCAGCAACAAGCCUGGCAGGUUUCCACAGACAUUGAGAACACUGAAAGAGAUAUGCGAGAAAUGAAAAACCUUUUAAGCAAACUCAGGGAAACUAUGCCUUUACCACUGAAAAAUCAAGAUGACAGCAGCCUUCUGAAUCUAACUCCCUACCCCCUGGUUAGAAGACGGAAGAGAAGGUUCUUUGGGCUGUGUUGUCUGGUUUCAAGCUAGGCGAUUCCUCCUGGAAAUCCGCCAUUGGGAAGACCUGGAGAAAAAUCACAGGACCCGAGGACUCCAGACAGCUGAAACACAGUUAUUGGUUUUUGACUAUGUUUUCUAUGCUUCCUUAUUACUUUUAUCACCUCCUCCUGCCCUUUUAAGUGAUUUUACAUUUGAAAGCAGCUGCUGUCAAGAAAAAAAAAAAAAAGAUUCAAAAGGCAGGCUGUUUUUAAAAAGGAUUUUUAAAGCUGACAUGUGCAUGUCUGCUCUAAACCAUACCACGACAGAUGUAAGACUUAUGAUUUUUAAAUUAUUUAAAGGUUUUUUUAAAUGUAUUAUACAGAGAAAAAUUAUUUCAUGUAUAGUAGUAUAUCUGUAGCUCUUGCUGAUCUCAUGUUAACAAUUUAUCAUAUAUGAAAAGGUCUUUAAACAUAGAAAGCUAUUCAAAGCUGCAAAACUAUUCAAAAUCCAAUCUGUCAGUAUCACUAGAAAUAAUAUAAUAGUCCAACAUAUACCACCUCACCUAUUGCUUUCUCUGCACUCCUUUAUGUUCAGUCUUCCAUUCUGUCAGAAUCUAAGAGCUUCAACAUCAAAAUAUUUUAAUUAAUAAUGCAACAAAACCCAUAUAUUAAAAAUAUUUAAAUUUUGUAAAUACACAAUAAUCCUAAUACCUUCCUACAAUGCAUAUGGGCAACUAAUUUCCUUUUGAUCCAAUGAUGUCUUUUUUGGCUUCAUGGAUAAUGAAGUAAUCCAGCUAGGAAAUGGUGUAGAAAUAUAUACAAUUACCCUAAAAUGUAAAAUUGAAUAAUAUCACAUUUUCUUCUAAUUGAAAUCUGAAGCAUGAUGUUUGCACAUCAGCAUAGUGUUAAAUCUUAUAGGGCAUGCUGAAAUUAGCUCAGAUUGUAAAAAUAUUUAACAUUUUACAUUGUUAAUAAAAUCUUUUUAGUUAAGCUAAGCUUGUCUCAUUUUAGAUGACUAUGCAGAUAUGACUUUUCCAAUGUGUACUUGAUGUCUUGUCUUAUGCUUAGAAUCUUGAAAGCAGGACACAUUAAGCAAUACUAUAUUCUAGAAAAGAGGAAACCACACGCUUUGUUUUUCUGCUCACAGUUUUGUUGGGAUCUUCCUCCACUAAACUUAUAACAUGGUACAAUUUUGUUAUUUUUUUCCCUGUUCUUCCUUUGGCUCAUUUCCCAGACAGAAUUUCCCAUGGGUUGAGAGUUCAGGUCUUUGCACUUUUCUUAUUUUCCUUAGUCCGAAAAAUCCUAAUGUUAGAUAAGAGGCACCAGUGUCUGGUACAAUAAAAGGAUGAACUAGAUGCCUACAAGUUGUUUAUCCAAGAUGAUCUUUAAUCCCAACCCUAUACUUCCUCAGUACUUAUGUGCACAAGCAUUUAUUUGUCCACCAAUAUUUUGACCUAAAAAAACAAAGUUUAUCGCUUCAGUGAAGAUCAAGAUAGAUGCAGAUGAACUACUGGAUUAAUUACUGUAUUAGGUUGAAUUAUAUGAAGUUGCUGAUAUUUGACUGUUUUGACCUACAAAAAUGGCAAUUUCAUACAGUUUAAUCUAAUAGCUGGUACUAUGGAAAUUAUCCCUGGAAUUGUUUUCUAGCUCUUGUGAUUGAAAGUAAAAGAAUGAAAGAGUUGAAAGACAUGCAGGUCUUUAGGUUAUACCAGCUGUCUUUGGCCAUCUUCUUGGAGUCAAGAGGUGUGUUCAGUGAACUGGUAAUAAAAGGAUGGUUAUAGGUAUGCCUAUUUCAUAUGAAGAAAAUCCCUUAAAAGUUAGAUAAGAAAAGUUUGAUUUAGUUUCUAAAUCAAACACUUGUAAAACUACUGUGGGAAUAUGUAUUUCAAGACUCCCUGGUGGAUACUCUCUUGAAAGCAAGUAACCACUCCCCAGAUUUACCUAGUCUACAAAUCCUGGUUUUUGUAAAUCAGGUUUGAUUAAAGCUUAUUAUCCUCUCCUGAAUGCAAUUCAUUGUCAUGCCCUGAGGUUAAUUCACUAGAGUCCAAUAUUUUGGGAAUUACAAAAGAGCCCAAUUUGGCAUGCUCUCACCUCCUCCGCUCUCUGCCUCUCCCACCCUUUCACAAUAUUGAACCCCAGCUUCAAUAUUCUUUCUACUAAUCCAUGCAAAGUUAUUAAGUGAUAAGCCCAACCUUGAUGUUCAGCACGUUCUUCUAAAUGCCUGACCUAAAUAACUUCUGCUUGGUUAAUUUGUGCUCACUCUCGCCUUAGUCUCAGUGUGAAAGUAACAAUUACCUUCUGUGCAAUAGUCCUUUGUAUGACUGAAGACUGUUAAUAAAUUCAGGUCUCACCUCCAUGUCUGGGAGGGCUAAAGUAACUAUUAUGGAGAUGGGAAUUUACCUAAUUCCCUAGUUAAGCUUUUCAUAUAGGUAAAUAAAUUCAGUCACUUUACCUUGUAUUCGUAGUGCCUGUUUCCCAAUCUUUGAUCAAUUUUGUAGUUCCCAUGGACACACUCCAAGAUUUAUAGAGCUUCAAUCACUAGCAGGUCCUAAAUUAAAUUUAGUGCUCAAAGUCCUAAUAAUCUACCCUGGCUCACAGUUGCAAUGGGCAAUUCAUCAUCUCUCAUUAGAUAUGCCAAUGGAUUUCUUGAGGACCUGACCCACACUCCUCUCACCUACCAAAGGACUUUCUCAGGUGUGGUUCCAUGAGAUACAGUUCUACUGUCUCAACUUCUUGAUGGUGAUUUGCUUUCAGAAUGGCAGUAGCAUUGAGCUGAUCUCUAGCUGAAGCAGAAAAGGACAUAAACUUUUCCUGGCAUACACUCAUUUAUGUUACUAUCAUAUUUUAAGAUCCCAAAGUGAUUUUUUUUUUCAGACUACAGAAGUAAAACAUGUUCUUUGUGGGAAAUCUGAAAAAAGCAAGAGGGUAUAAAGAAAAUAAAAAUCACUUGAGUUCUACCACAAUCACAUUGUUUAAAACUAUAUUUCCAGGCCUUUAAGUCAGUCCAUACAAAUGCGUGUUUGAUUUAGUUGUACAAAGAAAGGCCCAGAAGGUCAAGGUGUCUCUAAAAAAGAAAAAACAGAACUGCCCUCUAUAAUAGUUUGCAUGUACUUAGUAACAAAUUUACCGACAGCUUCUGGUUGUUCCAUUGUUCAACAGUAGAAAAAAGACUUCUGAAAUUGCUGAGCCCUGAUGACUCCUCUAACACAUGACAGCUCUUGGAGAAAUUCUAAAAUCCUACCAGAUUUUUUUUCCCCGUUAGGUGCUCCUCCAUCGGUUGGGAUACUUACUCACGGUUUGGCAAUACUGCCACCUACUGAAAACUGAUCAUUGGAGUAAGAAAUAUAUCCUAUACAAUUAUCUAAUUUAUUUUAAACUGCAAACAAAUGGGUCAGUUUAACAAUGAUCUCAUGUGAAUUUCAGACUCUGGAAGUCUCAGAGUUGAAAGGAUUAGGAAUAUCAUCCACCCUAACUUCCCACCCUAUACAAUAUACCUAAACAAUGUCUGUCUUUUCUUUGUGCUCUAGAAUGUCACCAAAUGCCAAAUGAUCAACUUUCUGGGAACUAUGUAGGUAGGACAGAUCACUGGAAUUAAAUAUAAAGUCCAGAAAUAAACCCAAGAACAUAUAGGAAUUUGAGUACAUUAUAAAGAUGCCAUUAUAAAUCUGUGAGACGUGGUUGGAUUAUUAAUUAAGUAUACUGGGAUAACUAUAUAGCCAUUUGUCGGGGAAAUGUUAGUUCUAUACCUCUUAACUCUUAUCACAAAAAAUUAUAGAGAAAGUAAAUAUUUACUUGUUAAAGCCCACAAAUAAACUUGCAAAAGGACUAUCAGUCAAUGUUGAUGAAUGUCUAAGUAAAUUUUGUGUGGAAAAAAAAUCUUUCAAUGCAGAUACCAAUGGAAGAAACCACAAAGGAGCAGAUGGUUGUUUCUGAUUCAUUAAAAAUGCAAAUACCUAUAUAGCAAAAAGUAACAAACCUAAUUAAGAGAAAACAAAAUUAGAAAUAUAUGCUAAAUACUAGAAAUUGAAGUUUAAAGCCCACUAUCUUUAGGAAGUUUCCAUAAGCUCUGAUCCCUUUCCCAGCCAAGUGUUCCCCCUUCAUUCUUUCCUUAUUGCACUUUUUUCAUUACUAUUUCUUUGUCUUUUUAUCACCAAUAAAUUAGAAGUUCAAGAAAGAAGCAACUAUGUCUAACACUAAGCUAGACACUAAGUAAAUAUAAAAACAUAUUUACUGAGUUGAGUGAAUAAAGAAUGCAUGAAUAAAAGACAUUUUAUGAUUCAAAAAGAAUCAAACUCAAAAAACUGAGCUAAGACAAUGAACUGACAAUGCAUAUAACACACUAACAAUUAAUAUAAAAAUAUCAACUAUUAAUAAAAAUGCAAAUUGUUAUGAUAUACUCCUUUUUACAUAUCAAAAAGUAAGAGUAUUAAUAAUUAAAGUUCCUGAGGACAGUAAGGGUGCAUGGAAAUGAAUAUUUUCUUUUAGAAUCAAUAAGAGUAUAAAUUGAUUUGACCUUUCUGGGAAAUAUUUUGUCAAUAUAUUUUCAUGCAUGCCAACUAAUUCUUCUUUAGAGAAAUUCUCCUUUGACAGUUCAGAAAAAAAGAACUAAAAUGAGUUUAUUCAUUAUUUUUUAAAAAUUUGCAAAAAGGAUGUUUAUGGCAACAUUAUUUGGAGGAGUAGAGAAGUGUGAAUGAGCAUUAUAGGGUUGGUUAGAUAUGGGACAGCUUUUCAAAGAAAUACUGUGUGGAAAAGGAAAGUUAUACAAGAAUAUCUAUAGUAUGAUCCAAUUUUCAAAAUACACAUAUACAUGUGUGCAUUAGAGUCCGAUAAGCUAUUUGCUAAAAUGUUAACAGUACUUAUUUCUGGGAGGUGAGAAUGGGAGCAAUCAUAUUUUCUUUUUGCAUAUCUGUAAUUUCCAAUUCUUCCAUAAUGAGCAUGUAGUAUCUGUAUAAUUUUUUCAGGGAAUAAACAACAACCUUCACAAUAUAUAUUGAAUAAAAAUACAUGUUAUAAAACUGUAUGUAUAG